GUGGACGGGGAGGAGAUGAUGGAUCCAGCCAGCCAACCAGUGCGAAGCUGCAAGAGAUGAUUUCAAUGAAAAUGCGGCGUGUCCAGUUUGCGGGCGCAGUUCUGGUCUGGCGACAGUCAAUCUCUGCCUUUGAUAUUCAGCUCGCUACUGGGGCCAUGGAGAUGGUAUAAAGGGUUCAGAGCAAGCAGUCAGUCCAUCGCAGCCCAGCCGCUGGAAGCACUCAACGACUUUACACCGACAGGAUGAAACUCGCUCCGGUUAUUUUGCUGUUUACAGCGGUAUCUGUGUACAAGGCUGAUGAAAACUGCGAAAGUGGGGAAUUUACCACCAGUGGGGAAUGCUGUUCUGUAUGUCCACCGGGAGAAGGUGUGGUGUCAACAUGUGGCGAAAAAGACACUGAAUGUGAGACGUGCAUGGACAGUUUAUUUUACUCAGACGUGUCAAGCCAUACGGAGCCCUGUUACCCAUGCACGGUGUGUCCAGAAUCAAAAAAUAUCGGAAUCCCUUGCAUGGAGAACUUUGACACCACCUGUAUUUGCAUGAAUGGGUAUUACGAAAUCUCAGACGGAAAGUGCCUUCUGUGCAAGAUGUGUGAUAAGGGAUUUGGAGUGGUGCAACAGUGUUCGUAUGGAAGGGAUACACUGUGUGAAGAAUGCCCUGCAAACACUUACUCUGACCAGAAGAGCAACAUCGACCCUUGUCUCCCGUGCACAGUCUGUGAAGAUUAUGAAGAAAUGAUCUCAGAUUGCACACCUACGCAAGACGCUGAAUGUAUCUCACUUCGUCGCCCAAGACCUUCUGUAGCUAGCACAGUGAUACCUCCGAAAAUCGUCACGAGCACAGAGAUAAUGACUACCACGGCAGUCCCAAGCUCACCACAGUUUAUUGGGCAGGGCAACACCGACAACAUCAUCCCUGUCUACUGUUCAAUCUUGGCCGCAGUUGUGGUUGGACUUGUGGCGUACGUGGCUUUUAAACGAUGGAACAGCUGUAAGCAAAACAAGCAGGGUGCCAAUAACAGAGCAGUAAACGAGACACAAUCACCAGAGGGGGAGAAGCUGCACAGUGACAGCGGGAUCUCAGUCGACACCCAGAGCCUACACGAGCAGCAGCAGAAACAGCAGCAGCAGCAACAGCAGCAGCAGCAACAGCAGAGCCAAGUCACAGUGGAGGAACCAAGCCUGUACAAUGCCCUCCCUCCCCACAAGCAGGAAGAGGUGGAGCAGCUGCUGAACACUUGUGAAGAAGAGACAGACUGGUGCAACCUGGCCGGGUUGCUGGGCUACAGCGAGGAACACAUAGACACUUUCAAGCAGGACGAUCACCCGGUGCGUGCCCUCCUCUCCGACUGGUCGGCCAAGGACUGCGCCACUACGGACGCACUUUGCACUGCCCUGCGCAAGCUGAAACGAGACGACAUCAUCGAGAGCCUCAGCAGCGAGCCCACGGCCAUGUCGGCUGUGUGAGAGCAAACCAAUCAGCCUUAAAGCAGCCGAAAAGAUUCCUUUUGGAAUGACUGUGUUGACAAAGAAUCUCUGAAGGAAAAUGGCGUUCAGUCCAAUGCUUAAGAACGGCCUAACGUGCACCAAUGCAUAACUUUCAGUAUUGUCCUGCCUUCUCUCCCGUACAAAGUGACUGUGGCCGCUGAAGCUGAACCGCUAUCAUGUAACUAAAUCGGAUUUUGUCUUUUCUGUAAUCAUUAGGAAAAAACAAAUUGUGCACAUUUUGAAAUGGGCCAGUUUUAGAUAAUCCCGAGUGCUAAAUGGGACAUAUGUGUAAAUGUCAAUGCAUAGACAUUGCUUCUUUGUGCUGCAGCACUCUCGGCUAAACAAAAAAGUAGGUUGCAGUCUUGUACAUUGUUAGCAGUCCCCUCCGCAUGUGUCCAAACUCGUUCGUGUUUGUGUAAAUAAGUCUAGCGUUGUCCAAAGCUACCAGAGGUGUCCUGGCUAAUUCUCAGUCCAGGAUGUUUGUGUGUCUCUUCACUGUGGAUUCCCUGAACCUUUGGGGGAAAGGCCAAGACUUUGGAAUGUUUAACAAUAAUCUGGGCAUCGAUAAUAAAGAUCAGGGUCUGGAGUAGCCAGGAAAGGUUUGUUGCUGUUUCAACUGGCACAGAAGAUGACUGUUACCUCUAAAUCUUCUCAUUAACGUCACGUGGCUGUGAUCAAGACAGCUGAAGAGUGUGUCCAUGUUGUGACGAGAGAGGGCAAAGUGUUUCUCCACUCACUCAAAGAGAAUCAUUUCAGUCUCAUCCAGGGGAUACAAGGAAUGAAAUGUAUUGGAUCAUUUUUUGUUUAUCGCCGUUCCAAAGUCAGAUGCACCAUUCUAAAUAAUUACUACUUCUGAAUAUAAAUUUGUAAUGGGAUUGUUGAAAGUAUUAGUAGGUUUAGCAUUUGAUGUAGAAUUAGUGACUGUCUGUGAUUCCAAACCACCAAUGGGCUAAAUUACUAUCACUGAUGUUCGUUAAGACCUGAGGUUAUUUAAUGAGUUGUUGGUUUUAUACAGUCAGUGCACUAUUGUUCCUUCUGAGGCCAAAUGUUUAAGUAACUGGGCCAGUUAUUCUUAACCAUUUCCCCAGUGUUUCACCUAAUCUUGAAAAACAAGUAUUGCUUUGAAAUAUGACUUUGCAAACAGUAGCUGGUUAAAAAUGGUUAAAUGUGUUUAUGGCAGCUGUCGACAUCAAACUCAUUGUUCAAUGAUUGUAAAUCCAAUGCCUAGUUAAGAAUCCAGUCUUUAUACUGAUGUGUUUUAAGGAAGGAAGUCUAUCGUUGUUGUAGGAUGACCUAUAAGUAGUGUCAGUCUCAUAUCAAAAGGCCCUCUGAAGUCAUCUAAUAGUCAUUGAGUUGUAUCAUACCCUACUCUGGGCAAAUUGGGGUGGACAAUAAAUGUUGGGCAUUCAGGAAGAAUCCAAAUCUAAGGAAUGAAUUUAAGUGAAGCGAUGGAUCUGUGAUGAGUAUGUCAUUUUGUACUGGCUAUGAACUGUGUGUUGUUGUUCCACUGUCCAACAUGGGAAAUGUAUCCUUUAUUGAUGAAGAAGUGACCUCUCUGUUCUUGCAUGCUGGUUUGUCAGCCUGUAUUAACGGCUGAACAUUAUACUUUGGUUUUGUUGGGGGAAGUGUCCGAUGCUAGUGACCACAGCUAUGUGGAGAGGUGCACCAUUAAGUGCCGACAGUUUUUGAAGGGUUCCUGGACACGGAAAACGUGUGCAACUGUCAAGGAACUAAAAUAAUGUAUAAAAACACAUCAACAUUUACUGCUAAAGUGGCUGUACUCUUUCUGCAAACUAUAUCAAUUUAAGAGCAUCAGUUGUUAAAUAUUUCAUUCAAAGUCUCGUCAAAAUGUAUCAUUAUCUUUCAGAUUGCUGAAUGUCAAGCCUUUUACCAAUUAAUAAAGUUAACAGUAUUAUAAAGU
Leucoraja erinaceus (little skate) is the source of this 3408-nucleotide messenger RNA. RefSeq names its product tumor necrosis factor receptor superfamily member 16-like. NCBI's taxonomy places the organism in Eukaryota, Metazoa, Chordata, Chondrichthyes, Rajiformes, Rajidae. The coding region runs from base 243 to 1466 and encodes 407 amino acids. The record is from RefSeq and is a predicted model, not a curated record. The transcript has 6 exons. Gene Ontology annotation, molecular function: coreceptor activity; nerve growth factor binding; death receptor activity. Gene Ontology annotation, biological process: Rho protein signal transduction. Gene Ontology annotation, cellular component: plasma membrane; cell surface.